AGGAUGCAGGCCAGUGUGCUGAGAGACGCCGAGGAGGGUGGAUGUACGCCGCUCGCCUCCCGCGCUCCCGUCACUGAAUUCGUGUCAAUAUUUACACAGAAAGAAAAUUUAAGCAAUGAUAAGUAUGUGAACUGUUUAAUAAAAGAGAUAAACAGUUAGUGAAAGAAUAGAGGGAUAAAUGUAAUGAGAGGGAGAGAAAGAAAGAAAAGGAAAGAUUAACUGAAAAAAAUAAGAAAAAAAGAUGCAAUGAACUGAUAAAUAAGGGAAUAAAUGGAAGGAGAGGAAGAAAAGGGAGAAAAGACAAAAGGAAAAUGAAGAUUAACAGGAAAAUUAGAAGAAAAAGUAUACAAUAAACGAAUAAAUAAGGAAAUAAAGGAAGAGAGAAAAAAAGUGAGAAAGAAAAAGGAAAAAAAUAAGACUAACAGGUAAAUUGCGAAAAGGAGAUACACAAUGAACGAAUAAAUAAGGAAAUAUAAAAGGGAGGAAGAAGACAUAAGAAAAAAAAAUAUAAACGAAGAUAAAACCAAAAUUAGAAGAAAGUAUAAAAAUUUCUAGUGAUUAUUAUUUUUUCUCUUUGGUGAAUGUGAAGGAUAAUGACAAUAAAAAAAGAUACAGAAAUAAAUGAAUAGAUCAAUAUAAAAGAGGACACGUAUUGGACUUGAAUAAAUAAACAGAUAGACAAAAUAUAGAAAAGACAAUAUUGGGACUAACACUAUCGUUGCCUCGGCGCUCUACUCCGUCUCCUUGCCCCUGAAGUUGCUGUGAAAAGACUACUACUACUACUACUACUACUACUACUACUACUACUACUACUACUACUACUACUACUACUACUACAAUUACCACCACCACUACCACCAUUAUGAAAGAAGUCGCCUUUCCUAAGCUGCCAUCGCCCGUUGACCAAGUGCAGAAUGCGCAGGAAUUCAUCGGGUUCGCCACCUUGCCCGAACAGGUGCACCGAAAAAGUGUGAAGCGUGGGUUUGACUUCACGCUGAUGGUGGUGGGGGAGUCCGGCCUGGGCAAGUCCACGCUCAUCAAUAGCCUCUUCCUCACCGAUCUGUACAAGGACAGGAAGGUGCCCACGGGGGAGUCUUUGGUGGAGAAGACAGUCACUAUAGAGAAGAAAACUAUAGAGAUUGAGGAGCGAGGCGUCAAGCUGCGGCUAACUGUUGUGGACACGCCAGGGUUCGGCGAUGCUGUCAACUGUGAGGAAGGCUGGAAGACUGUGGAGCGAUAUGUGGAUGAGCAGUUUAACAAGUUCUUCCAGGAUGAGUCAGGCCUGAACCGUAAGAACAUCCAGGACCACCGUGUACACUGCUGCCUCUACUUUGUCCCUCCAUACGGCCAUGGGUUGCGGCAAAUGGAUGUGGAGUUCAUGCGUCGGCUACACAGGAAGGUGAACAUCGUGCCUGUCAUCGCCAAGUCCGACACUCUCACCAAGCCAGAGAUCAACAAGCUCAAGUCCAACAUUAUGAAUGAUAUUGAGACACAUAAGAUUAAGAUCUACCAGUUCCCAGAAUGUGACUCAGAUGAGGAUGAGGACUUCAAGCAGCAAGACAGAGAAUUAAAGGCCUCUAUCCCAUUUGCUGUCAUAGGAUCAAAUUGUGUCAUUGAAGUUGCAGGGAAGAAGAUGAGGGGACGACAGUACCCUUGGGGAAUUGUGGAAGUGGAGAACACGGCUCACUGUGACUUUGUGAAGUUGCGCACGAUGCUCAUUUCCACCCACAUGCAGGACAUGAAGGAAGUGACUCAGGACAUCCACUAUGAGAACUUCCGUGCUCAGUGCAUAUCCCAGAUGCAGCAGGUGGCCUUGAAAGAGAGAAACAAACUCAAGAGGGAGAGUGCAGCCAACUUUGACACAGUGGGCGAUGCAGACAGACUCCUUCAGCAGAAAGACGAGGAGAUCCGCCGCAUGCAGGAGAUGUUGAAUCAGAUGCAGGAGAAACUAAAGGAGUCUGGCAAGGAACCUGCUGUUUCUCUUGCCCUUGAUCCAGGCAAGCGGGACUCAGUGGUCAAUGUGUGACAUCUUGAGGUUUAGUAUUCAUUGUGGGGCCUCUUAGGAUUCACUGGUCAGUGUGUGGGACCUGAGACUUGAUGGUUUAUAUAUGGUGGGAUCACACAUUUGCCAUUUACUUGUUGCUAAAAUAACUCCAUCAAAAUAAGAUUAGUUGGAACCAUAGAAAAACAAUAAUUUGUGAAAGUCUUUGUUAUGAAUAAUUAUUGAAUCUAUCUUUAUAACAGGCAGAGAUCUUCUUAAAGCAUGGCAUCCAAGACAAGGCAUCUAUGUGCAUGCACUCUCACUCACAUCCACAAGAUUACUGAAUAUGAAGAGACAAAGUUGGUGUAAUAUCAGUCCCAUGAUCCAUUAGUUGUAGUUUACAGCUAAAGUCUUUACACAGAUGAGUGGUUAGUGCAUAUUAACAACAUUCGCUGAUGUACAGUACUUCACCCCUCCAGAUAGAUGAUCAUUACCUGGUAUGAUUGAAGUUGAAUUCAAAAUAUCUCUAAACUUCCACAGUUUAGGAGCUGAAGGUUUGCACCACUUCUUUUGGUGAUUGUGUGUUCAGCUUGAGUGUUCUUCCACAGCAGCACCUGAUCCCAUGGGAUUGACAUUCACACUUUCUCUCAACCUCACUUGUAGACUUUCACUUCAGCAUGGGUGAGGGUGUGAUGUUGAGGUUACUCUUCUGGCCAAAGUUUCCCCCACACUCCAGUAGACAUUCAGAAAUUUUGACUUUUAUGUGUUUUUACAGGUGUCAGUCAUGGUUGCUUUUGUGGGUGAAUUUUUCCCCUGCAUUGCUCACACUCAAAAUUAUCAUCACUGUGAUGUGUCAACAUGUGUCUGGUAAGAUUACCCUUUUGGUGUAAGUUUUUCUCAUCACAUUGCAGGCAGUGGAAUGAAGGUUGAGUGUUUGUGUAUCUUGUAUAAUGUUCAUCAUUGUUGGAAAGCAUGCUAUUCUGAAUCACCAUUUGUUUCAUCAUUACAGUAUAAAGAUACUUCUUGGUAAAAUAAAUUGAGAAUUGCACUAUCAAUAUGCCUUCCAAAACAUAGACAUGUCACACAUUAAAACAUUACCAAAGAUUAGGAGUUAUAGAAAUUAGAGCAAAGCAGUAACACCACAACAAAUGGAUCCAGGGGAGUUGACAGCACCAUCAUGGAGGCCAGACUGCUAAGGCCUGCUUCAGGUGUACACAGCCAUUGACAUGGCAGUGUUGCCAAAUAAGCAAUCACCAAACCAAGACAACUUAAAUGUGUGGUCCCCACUGUGUUGCCUCUUGAGACUCAGUGCUCAGCACAUGACCUCCUGGGAUUGUGGUCAGCAUGUGACUUCCUGGGAUUCAGUGGUUAGUGUUACCCUCUGGGGCUCAGGGAUCACUGCGAUCUUACUUAGUCCCAAUUAGCCUGUGUGCGAGAGAGAGAGAGAGAGAGAGAGAGAGAGAGAGAGAGAGAGAGAGAGAGAGAGAGAGAGAGAGAGAGAGAGAGAGAGAGAGAGAGAGAGAGAGAAUACUAAAAAACAAAAAACAUCGUAUAUUUAAUAAAUUUGCACAUUUUUCUUUACUUUUAUAUUUUAGUCUACAGAAUAAUUAGUGCAGUGAUUGUGAGUGCUGCUUGAUGCAAGUGUUUGGACUAGUCUGACUGUUGUGUUUGUGAAUGCAUUAGUGUUCAUUACUAUCUGUUUUUAUAUUAUUGAGAUGUAAAUUGUCAGAGAGGCAUUUCCACCACUUGUCAAUAUUUUAUUCUUAUCAUUCAAAGUAUUGUUGAAAGAAAUAAGCAUUCCUUGGUGUAGGAUCUUUCUGUGAAUAAGACUAUACUUAAUUCUGUAAGUAAAAGUAUUUACUAAUUUCCAUUUGUUUUAAAUGAAGUUUGUGACAUCUGAUAUUUUUAACCAUAUGACUAAUAGCUAUGAAAAAUUAUGCAAAAUUUAUUGACAGAGCUUCAUUAAGUAACUGAAGAUUUCAUUUUUACAGGUAAAGACUAGGUACAUUGCUGUGUGUUUCCUAUGAAGCAACUGUAUGUCUUGCUAAAUAUAAUUGUUGUGUGUUCUUUGUGUACCACCAUUACAUACAGUGUGAUUCCAUAGGUGUGCUGAGGAAGAAACAGAAGCCAUUUGUGUUACACCAUGGGAAGCCUGCUUUUUGUUUUUUUUUAUUAUGUUUAUUUAUUUAUUUAUUUAUUACUUAACUAUCCUUUGUAUGAAACUACCCAGUUUACUGUUAAAUGUAUGAAGUGAUGUGAAUGAAAGCAGGAAAAUUUAUACUUGUGGUAUUGUCCUUAUGAAGCAUCGGUGACACACACACUGAUGCUGAACAGGCUGAAUGAUUACAAUCGUGUCUUGCACAAAAGAGGCAUUUUUUUAUACACACAACUUCAUCUCUUUGAAAGAACAGUACAGAGCUUGUUUCUUCCUCAAGUCUUGUGGUAUGGACCCAUGUUGUAAAUGUUCUUGGUUCAGGCCUUGUAUGGUGCUUUGUUGCAUUGGCUCCUCGUAAUCUUGCCUGAUGCUAUUUCACUCAUCCCAUCAUCACCAGAAUGCAUAUUUAGCAAAAUUUCACAUAUCAGAUUCACUCACAACUGGAGUGUAUUUUAAGGAGUACAUGUUACCAUUUCAUGAAAGUUUUUGUUUUUAGUGUGUAUGUAUGACCUCAUAGAGAAAAGUACAUAGUAUUGCCAUCAACGAUAACUUAUUCAGCUAUGUACAGCAGGAUAAUCACUGCCACCUCUUCCAACCACAACAUAGAAGCUCAAUGAUGUGUUCUAUGUCUCCCACCUUGCCUCUAUUUUUUACUUACAGUUGUUUGUUAUGUAUUUGUUCAUUGUUUUCACAAGGGAUGGCUGCCCAAAAAGACUUCUCUUACUUCCUGACAGUGAUGCAAUAUUGGCCUUCCCAUGCUCCUGUGAUAGAAUUAUCAUGUGGGAGCAUUGGUGACUAAAUUACAAGGGAGUAAGUACUCUCUUUUAGAAAUAAGAUAAUAUUAUAAACCACAAAAUGCAAAUGAAUGUGUAUACCAAAAUAUGAGUGACAGGAAGUGAUAUAGGUAAUGUAAAUGUUGAACCAAAUGUCAGCUACCUUCUGAGAACCUUUAUAUUAUGUUAUAAUAUCGGUACCAUUAAAGUGAAAAGUUAUCAGUGAAUUCAGAUUGACUCUUGACAACUAAAUGGGAUGUUAACCUGCUUGGUUGUGUGGUAAGGAGUAGUGUCAUGAUGUAGGGGAGGCUAAUAAUGGUUAACACAGCUUUGCAAGAGUUAAUGUGAUGACUGUGUGAGAGAGAGAGAGAGAGAGAGAGAGAGAGAGAGAGAGCUCCACCUACAACUCUUCAGCUUACUUGCCACUGGUGAAGAGGAGCUAAACAUUAAGAGGCUCAUCCUCCUGGGACUCGAACUCAAAACUUCUUGGUUGUGAGCUCAUUUUGCUAACCACUUCACUAUGUGUGUGUGUGUGUGUGUGUGUGUGUGUGUGUGUGUGUGUGUGUGUGUGUGUGUGUGUGUGUGUGUUUGAUUCAACUGCAACAAAUAAAUAACAUCAGCAUUAGAUGAACUUUGCUUUAUAUUUAGAGUUAAAUGUUCCUUAGUGUUAUUAAUAAAACAACUUUCAUAAAGAUCAAGACUGCCUUUUAGCCAGUACUAUGACAGGCAGUGACCUGAAGGUCAGAAGAGAAAGGAGAAGGUACUUGGGUCAUUUUGCAUAUGUUGGUAAAUAUUAUCACAUUGUCAACUUUUUGAUUUUGUAUCAUGUAACAGAUCUUGGUGUACAUAUUCUUUUGCAUGAACAUGCACCAAUGAAUGUGGUGCGUACAAUUUUGGUUGAUGAGCCGAGUGCAGUCUGGAUGUCAUGUGGCCUCAGCAAGAUCCACAGGAUCUCUGUGACAACAGUGAACACCAAAAAAAAAUACAUGGGUCUAAGAAAUUGUAGUAUUUAUAGUGUACAGUAACUGGUCUUCAAAAGACUAAUUCUUUGCAAUAAGUGAUACUUCACUAUGUAUUUAUUUAUACUGAUACUGAAAAUCUUUACUAAAUGAAAGUUUUAUAUUCUCCACUGACAAUUAUUUCAAGGGAUAAAAAAUAAAACAGCUUGCAGUGGUGCUAAGUAAGACAGCCAGUCAGAAGGGGGACCAAGAACUAUUUUGUCAAGCUCAAAAUCAGAUGCUCAGAGUUUGUGUUUUUGUUAUUAGACAUAUUAGACAUUUUCAUUAUGGAUGUAGAUCUCAAAACCCAAAGGUGGUUCAGGUCUCUGAUCUCUGAUGUGGCAUGGUGUUCGUUGCUUAAUUAAAGAACACUCCUGUCAGCUCACGAAGGAUUUUGUCGAGCCACUGCCUGUACAUACAAAACAAGAUCCCUGACUGUGCCAGCAGACGAGGCACCACCACGAGGCAAUCAGAAUCCACACACUAGUUGUUCACUAUGCAUCAACACUAGUGGUUUAUCAAGGGUUUCUUGUAACGAGUUUUUGUACUUGUAACAAGGCAAAGUAACAAGUCUCCCUUCUUACUUUAUCCAAGGUUUCAUGACUUUUAUAUCUAGAUCAUCACUAUGAUUUCAGUAAUGCAAGAAUAAAAAAAUAUAAAUUUUGAUUUGUACAUAAAUUUUUGUCAUAUACUAGCAAGUUGCAACACAAAAUAACAGAUACAUUCAGUGUUUGCCACAAGAGCCAGACAAAUGUGUGGCAAGCUGUUAUUAGAAGGCCAGGUAGAUGAAAUAUAUAGAAAUGUGCCACCCUUGGCACUUACUGGAACUGGAUUUUCAUUAUUGUUGUAGAAUGAUUGUGACAAAGCUUUAAGUGAUAGUGAAAUAGAGAAGCACCAUGAAUCUGAAUCAGCUCUAGUAUGAUUAAGGAAUCAAAAUUUAAGCAGAUAAUUAUCAGAUAUGAGGAAUGAAUAAAAGUUCAGUUAACCUUAGUACAUUUUUAAGAGUUGCUGAGUGAAAGGCUGACAUUCAUGUUCAAUUAUUUAAACCCAUUUGAUUAUUAUGAUGAUAGAGGGAUAAUUAUUUCUAUGGAUUCUUAAUAAAAAACUAAAUGGU
Scylla paramamosain (green mud crab) is the source of this 7021-nucleotide messenger RNA. It is a transcript of the gene Septin4, whose product is annotated as septin-2-like. Gene Ontology annotation, cellular component: synaptic vesicle; septin ring; microtubule cytoskeleton. Gene Ontology annotation, biological process: regulation of exocytosis; cytoskeleton-dependent cytokinesis; intracellular protein localization. Gene Ontology annotation, molecular function: GTP binding; molecular adaptor activity; GTPase activity. The transcript is spliced from 10 exons. Lineage: Eukaryota; Metazoa; Arthropoda; Malacostraca; Decapoda; Portunidae. The coding region runs from base 863 to 2026 and encodes 387 amino acids. The record is from RefSeq and is a predicted model, not a curated record.